AUGGAAGCUAAAUUUGAUGAAGAAGAUGAUCCCACAUGUCCUCCAAUUCCCUUUACAGCAGCUGAGAUGCGGAUUUACAGGCGUCCGUGGCGCUCAGCCCUGGUAGUCAAGUCGUUGGGGAGGGUUGUGUCGUAUACUGUGCUAUCAAAGUGUCUACAAGCUAUAUGGGCUAAGUCCGGAGGACUGCAAAUUACAUAUGCCUGUAAUGGAUUCUAUCUGGUGAAGUUCACGAGUGCUCGUAACUUUGAACGAGCGUUGACGGGUGGCCCUUGGAAGGAGGCAGUCCUGAAGAUUGGGGCACGUAUAUGCAAUCCAAAUCGAGUAGAUGGAGCGACAGAAGAAGGUGCAAGAGGAGAGUAUCCACAGGAAGAGUCGACCGAGAAUAAAGUGGAGUCAUACACAGAUACACAAGAAAAGAUGGUACAGAAGAGUACGUACGACGAGUGGAUGAUUUCUAAGAAGAAGAAGAGACCAAAUAAUAGACAAGCGCAGCCUGCGAGACUACCAAUGAGUGGGACUACUAUUGACACAAAACGAAGGGAGGUGGGUCGUGGCGGUAGCCAUGCAAAUUGCUUUGAAACGUUGGGUAAUAGCCAUGCAACGAUUAAGGUAGAUAUGACAGUGAAGAACGAGACGAGUGACAAGCCAUCAGAUAUUAUAAUGGUUGAGAAGGGGGGACCGUCAGAGGUAGAGAUGGACAAUAAGACCCCACCUCAAAAGAGCACAGACAGUGAGGCUAAUAAUAAUGGGACAAAGUCGAGUAAAGAUUGCACAAUGGGAAAGGAGUCACCAAUCCUCCUCGGCCGGAAUAACAGCAAAAUCCGCCAGGGAUGGGUAAGGAGAAAGUCCGGAAAUACUAAAAAGGGCGCGGGGAGCCUAUCCCCUUCAGGUUAUAGAUGA
Molecule: messenger RNA, 900 nt
Organism: Linum trigynum
Lineage: Eukaryota; Viridiplantae; Streptophyta; Magnoliopsida; Malpighiales; Linaceae
Source: the annotation of a GenBank genome assembly